AAGCACAGAUCUCGCGUCUCCAAGUGGGGAACAAUGUGGGGAUUGGAAAAAAAAGAGGUUCCUGCGGUAGUUGACACAUGCACAUAUAAUGUCAUGAUGAUCGUGACAAUCCCCUUGGCAACUCGCAAGCAUAUCCAUCUAACCCAGCAGAGACGAAAUCACGGCUGUACGUACAAAGCUGCUGUUGUUCUCUUGUUGCACAGCACUAGUUUGCGAUAGCUUUUAAGUAGCCUAGCUUGGCCUCUUGCUUCGCCUUCCUCCACUCGCUCCAUCCAUCUUCUUGCACCGCCGACGACACUCCAGCCUUCUCGUCAGUCAAAGACUCAAAGUGUGUACGGUGGCACGGCCGGAGAGAUGUCGUCGUCGACGCCGAGGAAGAUCAGCACGGCGGAGGCGCAGGAGGCCCUGAAGAUCCACAGCGAGGCCGAGAGGCGGCGGCGGGAGAGGAUCAAUGCUCAUCUCGCCACGCUGAGGAGAAUGAUCCCUGACGCUAGGCAGAUGGACAAGGCCACCUUGCUAGCCCAAGUGGUUAGCCAGCUGAAGGAGCUCAAGAAGAAAACGGCCGAAACCACCACGCAGACACCACCGGCCACCACCAUCCCUGCAGAGGCCAACGGGAUCGCCGUGCACUGCUACACCGGCGCGGCGGCGGUCACAGGCUACGGGAGACCACCGCCGGCGGCGACGUACGUCAGGGCCUCCGUCAGCUGCGACGACCGGCCGGGGCUCCACGCUGACCUCGCCGCCGCGUUCCGGACCAUGAGGCUGAGGCCGGUGCGGGCGGACGUGGCCGCCCUGGGAGGCAGGGCUCAGUGUGACUUCCUGCUGUGCAGAGAGGAGGGCGGUGGCGUGAUGACGAGCGCCGCCGCCGGCGGUCGCGACCUGAGGGCUCUCGAGGAGGGCGUCAGGCGGGAGCUGGCCAGGGCUGCGUUCCCGGAGACGACGACGACGACGACGUACGGGUGCAACGGCACUAGGAGCAGGAGGCAGAGGCUUGUGGGAUCAUCCCACUGUGUACUGCUUGGUCAUGGUCAUGGACUUCGGUGAGCAUGGAUGCUAGUUUCGAUAAAGCUAGCGAUGAAUGUAGUGAAGAUAUGUACUACUACUAGUAUACUUGCAUGGUUUUAAUUUGUCUUGAAGAUUACAAGUGUCAAGGCAGAUUGGAGAAGAUUACAAUUGACAUUAUUAUGGCAUUGUUAUGCGUACUUUGUCGUCUUGUUUUUCAACAAAACACCGGCAAAGCUAAGGGCUUGUUUAGAUGAAAAACUUUUUGGAUUUUGACACUG
Molecule: messenger RNA, 1286 nt
Organism: Sorghum bicolor (sorghum)
Lineage: Eukaryota; Viridiplantae; Streptophyta; Magnoliopsida; Poales; Poaceae
Product: transcription factor AIG1
Exons: 3
Coding region: 355-1047 (230 amino acids)
Biological process (GO): regulation of DNA-templated transcription
Molecular function (GO): DNA-binding transcription factor activity; protein dimerization activity
Source: RefSeq, a predicted model, not a curated record